Molecule: messenger RNA, 972 nt
Organism: Micromonas commoda
Lineage: Eukaryota; Viridiplantae; Chlorophyta; Mamiellophyceae; Mamiellales; Mamiellaceae
Exons: 2
Coding region: 1-972 (323 amino acids)
Source: RefSeq, a predicted model, not a curated record
AUGUCCAACGACGUCGUCGCCUCUCUCCUCGGCCCGCGCCGGUUCGACGCCGACGGCGUCCACUUCAACGACCCGGACGACCCGGAGCUCACGGCGAGGUACAUCCUGUGCGUCGACGCCAUCAACUUCUGCUUCUGGCCCGACCACGAAGCCAUCAGGGACGCCAAGGCGCAGAGGGACAAGUGGGCCAAGUACCCGUACGAACACGUCGCGGGUGGUUUACGCAAAGCGCUCGAAGCCGAUCGGGGCGCGCUGGACGCCAAACGACUGACGGGCAUCGACGGACCGAAACUUCGGCAGAUGCUCGGGUGGCCGAGGCCGCUCCCGCUGGAAGACGAGCGCGCGAGGCUGCUGCGAGAAAUCGGCCAGGGGCUCAUCAACCACUUCGGCGGGAGCGCCGCGCGGCUCAUCAACGCGGCCAACGGACGAGCCGACGUCCUCGUCGAUCUCGUCGUUAGAAUCUUCGGAGGCUUUCGAGACGUUGCCAUCGACCCGCGCGAUGGGUCGCAGGUUUUCCUGUACAAGCGCGCGCAGAUCUUCGUCGGGGACCUGUGGGGCCGGUUCAACGGCCGCGGGCUCGGGAGAUUCGACGAGAGCAUCAAGGAGCUCACGAUGUUUGCCGACUACCGCGUGCCCGUCGUGUUGCGAAACAUGGGCAUCUUAAAGUACGAACCCAACCUGGCUCGCAAGGUGGACCAGCACAACUUCAGCACGGCGGACAUCGUGCCCGCCGGAAGCGCCGAGGAGGUGGACGUCAGGGCGUGCACGGUGCAGGCGGUCGAGCGGAUGCGCAGGGCGCUCGAGGAGAGGAUCGAGAAGGAGCCCGAGCUCAACCCGACGAUCCCGGGGGAGGUUGACGAAAAGUUUGUGACGUCGGUGGCGCUGGACUGGUUCCUGUGGACGGAAGGCGAGCGGCAGAGGGACGACGCGGGCGCGGGGAAGCACCACAGGACCCUCACGGUGUUCUACUGA